AGUACCGUAACAUUUCCACACUUUUUGUCAACUUCAAUUUCUUUGUUAACAAAUAGCACGUGUGAAUGGCGCAGCUAUUUUGACGAAAUUUAAAAUUCUCUCUAGUAAUAACCGCAUCGAUUUAUAAGAAACUGAUUCUAAACGUUAAGUAUUUUGUGAUUUCGUUUAUUUUCUACAGAAAUGGCUGAAAUACCAGAUCAAGCCGGCGAUUGUCCUGACGACUUAGAAAACGUUGGCGAAGAAGAGAUUGACAACGACAUUGAAAAAAAAGCUGCCGAAGUAGCUAGAAAUUUCGUUGCAGCUUUAACACACCAACAACGUGAUCCUGCUGAAAUCAUAGCUGCAUUACCACCUGAAUGCAGAAAGCGAGUGAAAGCCCUUAAAAAACUUCAAGUGGAAGAAUUAAAUUUAGAGGCUAAAUUUUAUGAAGAAGUUCAUGCGUUAGAAGUAAAAUACAGCCGUUUGUAUAGUCCCCUCCAUGAAAAACGGUUUUCAAUAAUUUCUGGUGCUUAUGAGCCUACAGAAGAAGAGUGUCAAUGGGCUUCCGCUGAUGAAGAAGACUUAGCUAAUGAACUGAAUCAGAAAGCCAAAGUUGGCAAUGAAGGAGAUAAAAAAGAAGAACAGAAAGGUGAGCCUGUGAAAGGCAUACCUGAUUUUUGGCUAACAAUUUUCAAAAACGUUAGUUUGCUUUAUGAGAUGGUUCAAGAACAUGAUGAACCAAUCUUGAAACAUCUGUUAGAUAUUAAACUGAAAUUUAAAGAUAAUCCUAUGGGCUUUAUUCUUGAAUUCUACUUUGAGCCAAAUGAAUACUUUACAAACAAGGUGCUAACUAAAGAAUAUGAUAUGAAAUGCGUUCCUGAAGAUGAUGACCCGUUCAGUUUCGAAGGCCCCGAAAUAUUCCGAUGCCGUGGCUGCACCAUCAAUUGGAAUAAAGGCAAAAAUGUCACGCUGAAAACAAUAAAGAAAAAACAAAGGCACAAGAGUAGGGAUCUAGUUCGUACAGUUACAAAAACUGUACAAAAUGAUUCUUUCUUCAAUUUCUUUUCUCCACCAGUCAUCCCAGAUGAUGUGAAUGAAGCUAAUAUGGAUGAAGAAAUUCGCAACAUUCUUACAUCUGAUUUUGAAAUUGGUCAUUACAUUCGUGAGCGCAUCAUUCCACGUGCCGCCCUUUAUUUUACUGGCGAUGCAACUGAAGAUGAUGAUUUUGAAGAGGAAGAAGCAGAUGAAGAUGACGAAGAAGAAGAAGAAGAAACUGACUCAGACGGGCAACCCGAACUGUCUUUUGGGAGUAUAAAGAAAGAAGAUUCAUAAAAUCAAAAAAUAUUAAUGAGAAAAAAAAUGCAAGCUUGGGAAUAACGGCAACUUUUAAAUGUUUAUUUUGUCUCUAACUUAUUUAUUGUCAGUUUUAUGUAUUAAAUUUGUACUAUCUCCCAA
Molecule: messenger RNA, 1434 nt
Organism: Agrilus planipennis (emerald ash borer)
Lineage: Eukaryota; Metazoa; Arthropoda; Insecta; Coleoptera; Buprestidae
Product: nucleosome assembly protein 1-like 1-A
Exons: 3
Coding region: 181-1311 (376 amino acids)
Biological process (GO): nucleosome assembly
Cellular component (GO): nucleus; chromatin
Molecular function (GO): histone binding; chromatin binding
Source: RefSeq, a predicted model, not a curated record